Molecule: messenger RNA, 1134 nt
Organism: Lucilia sericata (common green bottle fly)
Lineage: Eukaryota; Metazoa; Arthropoda; Insecta; Diptera; Calliphoridae
Product: methylglutaconyl-CoA hydratase, mitochondrial
Exons: 2
Coding region: 138-1040 (300 amino acids)
Biological process (GO): fatty acid beta-oxidation
Cellular component (GO): mitochondrion
Molecular function (GO): enoyl-CoA hydratase activity
Source: RefSeq, a predicted model, not a curated record
AAAGUGCUGCCAUGCUUAAAAUUUGAUUAUGAUGCCACAUUAUUUUAUUCAGAAUAGUGGCAACAUAAAAACAUUGCUGAUAAAAAAAAUCAAACAGCUGGUUGUUUUUUUCGCAAUUGCUUUCAGCCACCAGGAAUAUGUCAAUUAUCGCUACCAAUUUUUUAAAAACAGCUCGUUUUAGUGUGCGCAGCCUAGCUGUCCCCAGCAUAACAAAAUAUUAUUCUGUACAAGCUGCUACUGGUAACGAGGUCGUUGUCCAACGUUUAGAGGGUAGUCAAACCGGCAUCACAGUUUUGGGUCUUAAUCGUCCAGAAGCCAAAAAUGCCUUCAGCCGUGGUUUGGUGGAAACCUUUUCGGACAUAUUGUCUAAUCUGAAACGUGAUAAUGAAUCUCGUGUGGUUAUUUUAAGAAGUCUUACUCCUGGUAUUUUCUGUGCCGGUGCCGAUUUGAAAGAACGCAAGAGCAUGAAGCAAGAAGAUGUUAGUGCUUUCGUCAGCAGUUUGCGUCAACUUUUGGUGACAAUUGAACAAUUACCCAUGCCAGUUAUAGCGGCUCUGGAUGGUGCUGCUUUAGGCGGUGGCCUAGAAAUGGCUUUGGCUUGUGAUAUGCGUACAGCAGCAGACACAACAAAAAUGGGUUUGGUAGAGACCAAAUUGGCAAUUAUACCUGGCGCUGGUGGUACCCAACGUUUGCCUAGGAUUUUAUCACCUUCCUUGGCGAAGGAAUUGAUAUUUACUGCCCGCGUUUUCAACGGCAAAGAUGCCAAAGAAAUGGGUAUUGUUAACCAUGUAGUGCCACAAAAUGAAACUAAAGAUGCUGCUUACCAAAAGGCAGUAGCUUUGGCUGAAGAAAUAUUACCAAACGGUCCAAUCGGUGUUCGUAUGGCUAAAUUAGCUAUUGAUAAGGGUAUACAAGUUGAUCUUAAUAGUGGCUAUUCCAUUGAAGAGGUAUGCUAUGCUCAGGUUAUACCUACAAAAGAUAGACUGGAAGGUUUGCAAGCAUUUGCCGAAAAGCGUAAGCCUGUCUAUAAGGGAGAAUAAAAUUAUCGAGAAUUUUGAACUGUAAUUUGUUUAUAUCGGAAAUGUGCAUUUAUUAAUUUUUUAAGUCCUAUUAUACAUUUUGUAAUUUUGAAUA